Messenger RNA from Perca flavescens (yellow perch), 373 nucleotides. RefSeq lists its product as uncharacterized. The transcript is spliced from 2 exons. NCBI's taxonomy places the organism in Eukaryota, Metazoa, Chordata, Actinopteri, Perciformes, Percidae. The coding region runs from base 40 to 267 and encodes 75 amino acids. The record is from RefSeq and is a predicted model, not a curated record.
UCGACACGCCUCAGGCUAGUAGAAAGGGAGCUGAAUCUCAUGAGGACAAAAAGCAAGAGGCUGGCCAAGAGGCUUCGCCGCAGCCAGGCUUUGACAUCUUUCAGGACAGGAGACGCCAGCAGCAGCAGCAGCAGCACCAGCAGCAGCGACGACGAAGGAGAUGCAGAGAUUGAGGUGGAAAUAGGGGAGGAUCCACCGCAGCUGACUCCUGAGCAGCUGGGCCCUCAGCCUCCACAGCUUCCCCCUUUGACACUAUGUGAACAGUGACUAACUCAAGGCCUAUGUUUCUGCAGAUACACAGCCCACCUCCAGUCUGUGGGGAAAACCAUCACGACUGCAAACUUUUAUAUGAGGAACAUCCAGCAGUUCCUCA